CCCGCCCUGCGGACCAUCGUCACGACAUCAGUCCGAGAGGAAGGGGGAGAGGGGGGGAAAAAGGCAGGGAUGGAGGAAGAAGUCGCACGGGUGGGCCGCAUCUUGCUCUUGCUGGGGCAGACGACUCGAAAGUCUCUGGCUCGGCGGGUGGCUAUGCGUCGGGAAAGUGACCUCUCCCCCGCGGCCCAACGGGGAUAUCUUUUGCUCGCGGAAGAAACCUUAAGGUUCCUCCACACCCUGGCUCAGAGUGGCUUGCGGCAACGGGGUACACGGGCAGGCAGGGUUGUCCUCCCCGACGACACUGGCAGGCUGCGGGUGAGCAAGGCCAGGAGCAGGGAUAGGCAGGAACAGGACGUGUGGGAGGCAGUGGAGGAGGUGGCAGUGGGGCUCCUGGAUGAGACACAGCCUUUGCUUUCCCUCCCGUCUUUUCUGACCUUGAUCCAAGAGAUGCUGGCGGACGAGGACGCCGGCGUCCGUGCCCGGGCCCUCCGCCUCUUCCACACCACCUUGGCCGAGCGGGGGGAAGCAUUGGGGCGGAGGAAAAAAUGGUCCCGGGGGGAGGAACGCUUGAUCUUGGAGAUGCUUCCUGAUAUGUUUUCGGUGGUGGGAGAUGGGGAAGGCGAGGGGGAAGGAGGGGG
Messenger RNA from Nannochloropsis gaditana CCMP526, 638 nucleotides. RefSeq lists its product as uncharacterized. The annotation marks the transcript as partial. The transcript has a single exon. The record is from RefSeq and is a predicted model, not a curated record.